UAUUUUUUACUACAAUAUAAGCAUGACGUUUAAUUAAAAAAAAAAAAAAAAAAUCCAGCCUUGGGUGAUUACAUAAUUAUGAAACUGAUGUUACCUGCAACACCUGAACUGCACGUCACUGGCAGCCGGAGGCAACACGCAUGCGCGAAAUCCGUGCAUCGCUUUAAAGAAAGGUGCAUUUUUCAUAAAUAAAGACGCGUUCGUGCGUCACAUCCCCCUAAAAAAAAAAACCUGUAACACCCCGGACUUCCAUAUAUUUACGUCAGGGGCGAAGGUCUCUAUUAUUAUGAAGAGAGAUAUUAAAUUAAAUAUGAGCGCCUCCCAUUGACACCCAAACAAAAAACCUGCUGCUCUUGGAAUAUUCCUAAAGACGGAAGUGAGCGCCGCUUUUUUAUUUUCCAAUCAAGCCUCCGUCGGACGCAGCGCGUGCAUGUCAGUCUUCGGAUAUUUAUUCACCUGCGUUAUAUACACAUAUGAGUUUUUCCCGAAGAUAGUAAGGAGCGUCCAGUUGCCACUGAGUUUCUCCCACUGCGGUAUGGCAGCUACGGCGGAAGACCCGGAGGACUGCGGCCGGAGCGGCGGCGGCGGCGGCGGCGCGCAGGGCGCAGGUCUAACAGGUGACGGAGAACCCGAGGAGGCCGAGGAGUUCACCUGCUCGGCUUAUUGCUCGGAGCUCUCCAGGCGGCAGAACGAGCAGAGGAAGGCGGGGCAGUUCUGCGACGUGACCCUGGUCUUCAGCUCCGGCGGAGGGGCGCUCGGGGAAAGGGCGCAAACCGUGUGCGCGCACCGCUGCGUUUUAUCCGCGGCGUCGCAGUAUUUCACGCUUCUGCUGGGCGGACAGUUCUCAGAGUCCCAGUCCGGGCGAGUGGAGCUGAAGGAGUGGAGCUCCCCGGCGGGCCCAGAGCCAGACACCGUGGAGGGGGUGAUCCAGUUCAUGUACACAGGAGAAGUCAGGGUAACCACUGCCAAUGUGCAUGAAGUGUUGGAACUUGCUGACAGGUUCCUGCUGGGGCAGCUGAAGAACUUCUGCGGAGAGUUCCUGAUGAAGAAGUUGACCCUGUCCAACUGUGUGGCCGUGCACAGCCUCGCACACAUGUACACGCUGGACCAGCUGGCUCAGGGAGCCGCCAAGAUGAUCAGAAGGAACUUCCACAAGGUCAUCCGCAACGAGGAGUUCUACACGCUGCCGUUCCACCUGGUGCGAGACUGGCUGUCGGACUCGGAGAUCACCGUGGACUCGGAGGAGGAGUUGUUUGAGGCCGUCGUAAAAUGGGUCCGCCAGAACACAGAGGAGCGGGAGAGGCAUUUUGAGGAGCUGUUCCGGCUUCUGAGGCUGCUGCAGAUCGGCCCGAUCUACCUGACUCGAGUGGUGAGGAAGGAGCUCUUGGUGGUGAACAGUGCAGCUUGUUGCCAGCUGGUGUCCGACGCCCUCGAAGCUCACGCCGUUCGCUUUGAGAGCCCCAAGUCGGCCGAUUCCGAGCUCUGCGCCUCCUACGUGGCAGCGAUCCAGCCGCGCUUGGGCCAGAAAAUGGAUGUAAUCAUGGUGGUGGGUGGCGUUUCAGAAGGGGGAGAUUAUUUGAGUGAGUGUGUGGGCUACUUCGUUGCCGAGGACCGUUGGGUCAACCUGCCGCACAUUCACAACCACCUAGACGGACAUGCCAUCGCGGUCUCCGAGGACCACGUCUACGUGGCUGGAUCCAUGGAGCCCGGCUUUGCCAAGAUGGUGGAGCGCUACAACCCCAGCCUCAACAGCUGGGAGCAGGUCUGCAGCCUCACCACCCGCAAGCACUCGUUUGGCCUCACCAGCAUCAGAGACGUGCUCUACAGCAUCGGCGGUCACGGCAACUUCAGCCCGGGCUUCAAGGACGUCACCGUGUAUGAGCCCGAGCAGGACGAGUGGCUCAGUCUGGAGCCGGCGCCAAAGAUCCUACGAGAUGUCAAAACGGUGAGCGUGGAGGACCGCUACGUGUUUGUGAUGGCCAGGACCCCCGUGGACAUAGACAACGAGGACGGACUCAGCACCGUGACCACCAGCUAUGACACGGAAAGUCGCAAGUGGCAGGAAGUGGACUCCCUGCCGUUGAUCGAUAACUACUGCAGUUUCCAAAUGGCCGUUGCCUCCUCCAACUUCUACCACACGGCCUCCUGUUGCCCCAAAAACUACAAGGUGACGGUGGAGGCCGCCCGGCAGAAAAUAAGCAGAAACAUCUCGGACGAAAUCCUCGACAGCCUCCCGUCGGACGUCCUCACCAUAGAAGGCGCCGCUGUCUGCUACCUGGGCGAAGACGUCUUCAUCGUCGGCGGCUGGAGGAACAGCAACAACGUGGACAAGCAGUACCGCCGGGAGGCCUACCGCUACUGCGCGGAGAGGAAGCGCUGGAUGCUGCUGCCGCCGCUGCCUCAGCCGCGCUGCAGGGCGGCGGCCUGCCACGUUCGCAUCCCGUACCAGUACCUCCAGGGCCACCAGCGCUACCCCAUGCCCCAGAACCUGGCUCGCCAGCGAGACCGCAUGCAGCAGAUGCAGCAUCUGCAUCGGCGUACGCUCACCCUGCGCAGGCAGCUGCAGUCUCAGAUUGAAUGCUGAGAGGCGAAGAGAUUUGCUGAAGAAAGGUUUUUUUUUUUUUCUUUUCAUGCUACUGAAUCAUCAUAAUAAUCAUUUUGGCCUUAAAUUUUAGUAGCCUUACUCUUAUUCUUAUGCCAGUUUUUCAUUUCUGGAAAACUUUGCUUAAGCCGUGGCCUUUUUUUUUACUUUCUAAAAGUAAAUGAUGUCAGCGAUUUUUUGUGGUGCAAAACAAUGAUGUCUGUAUUUGCUGUCGAGUAAUUUAGAAGGAUAUGUGUAGUGGUUAAAAAAUGCUAUCACAACCAACUGAGAAAAAAAGAAAAGAAGUUCGAGCUUUAACUUUUUUACUCCUGCUAUUCACAUCUAAUUCUUUUCUACCUUUGUGGUUUUGCCCCUGUAUGCACUGGAGUGUCUAAGUGUCUGCUUACUUACAACAUACUGUGUAUAAGUGUUGGAUAUAGAGUGUGUGUUAAACUAGACAAUCAUGUAACAGAGAUUGUGUUGCAAGCACUAAGUUUAGAGAAAAGCACAUUCUGGGAAACAACUUCCUCUGUGAUUCUUCGUCGGGUUUUUUGCAGAUUGGAGAAUACUUUUGAUCAUUCCAGUGGGCAGACAUGAUAUGUACACGAUAAAUAUAUAUGUAUUGAGUUGUUUUGUAUGUCGGUUUUACUUCUGGCAAAUUUGUUCUGCCUCUCACAAAUGGACAUAACACUGUGGAAAGACUGUGAAAUGUGUGAAACGCAUUAAAACCAGCAGGCUGAUACGUUUUUGAUUUUUGUUCUUCAUCUUGACCCAACUGUGCCACAAGCUCUUUGCCUUCUUUUAUUAAAUACAUUUCAUUAAAAGACAAUUAGUGUUACUUUUAA
Mugil cephalus (flathead mullet) is the source of this 3426-nucleotide messenger RNA. RefSeq names its product kelch-like family member 11 (gene klhl11). The coding region runs from base 431 to 2584 and encodes 717 amino acids. NCBI's taxonomy places the organism in Eukaryota, Metazoa, Chordata, Actinopteri, Mugiliformes, Mugilidae. Gene Ontology annotation, molecular function: protein binding. The record is from RefSeq and is a predicted model, not a curated record. The transcript is spliced from 2 exons.